Harpegnathos saltator (Jerdon's jumping ant) is the source of this 2029-nucleotide messenger RNA. RefSeq names its product histidine-rich glycoprotein. Bases 333 to 1070 code for a protein of 245 amino acids. NCBI's taxonomy places the organism in Eukaryota, Metazoa, Arthropoda, Insecta, Hymenoptera, Formicidae. The transcript has a single exon. The record is from RefSeq and is a predicted model, not a curated record.
GUGGACGCAGUUUGGCAAGCAGGGGCAGCGAUUUCAAUUAGAUUACAUAACGGCGGCCCGACAAUAGCGACAGUCACGGGGCCACGCUGAAAUCCGCAUUACUACAAUUUAAACAGGUUAAGGAGACACUGCUUUCGCAACGGCCUAAUGAGCCAAGAAAGGAGAGCCCGGGCUUCUCUCAUAUCGAUUAUCCCUGCGAUCGAUAUAUAAUCCGAGCGGGGCGGCCAGCCUUGAUCAUACCGAUCACAGCGGCGAAGUCAAACACCUCUCUCUCUCUCUCUCUCUCUCUCUCUCGUUGAUAUUGAACCGACUGAGGAUAAACACGGUGCACGAUGAGCAAACUGGCGGCGAUCUGCCUGCUGGCAGUGUGCAUCGCCUCUCAUUGCGUGAGCAACGCGCGCCGAAUCACGAGGGAUCAUUACGACGACUUGCAGGUAGCCGCCUCCCAUCAUCAUCACGAGAGCGGCCACGGCGAGGAGCAUCAUUCCGACCAUCACCACCACCACGGUGGCAAGGGCGAUAAGGGUUACAAGUCCCAUCAUCACCACGACAAGGGCGAGAAGGGGCACCACGACAAGGAGGGCCAUCACGGCCACUACCACGAAGACAGCGGCCACAAGAAGCAUCAUCAUCACGACGACGGCUAUUACAGCGAGCAUCACAAGGGCGAAAAGGGCGAGAAGGGUCACAAGUUCCACGAGAAGGGCCACUUCGGUAAGGGCCACAGCACCAAGGGCCACCACGAGGUGCACAAGCUCGACGAAUACAAGAAGGACAAAGAGUUCUUCGACGAGCACCACGACCACGGCCAUCACGAGGAGCACGGCGGCCAUCAUCACGAGCACGGUCACAAGAAGGGCGGCCACUUCAAGAAGGGUCAUCACGAUCAUCAUCAUCACGAGGGCCAUCACGGCAAGAAGGGCCAUCACGAGAAGGGCCAUCAUCAUCACGACCACAAGGGCCACAAGGGUCAUCAUGACCACGAAGAGCAUCAUCAUCAUCACCAUCAUCAUGGCAAGAAGGGCGGCCACGAGGACCACAAGCAUUGGGGAUUCAAAAAGGGCCACUGAUGCGGAUACCAUGACAAGAGUCCCACCAUUUUACCGCUAGCACUUGUUGAAUUGCGUUUGUACCGCGUUACGUUGACGAGUUGUACGCGUUGACCAGCAGAAUAAAUUCCCUCCCCGAGAGAACAUGCCAAAUCUCAUUUGUACACGUAUUCUUCAUUAGUAAUUGCAACGUUGCGGCGUAGUCAGUCGGCCGCCAUGUGUACGCGCGUCUGUUGAGCCGGGGGAUUUUUUUUUCCUUGUCGUCCUUGUUCCGGCGGCGUGAGGAGGCGCGGGGAUAGCCCCCGCAUUAAUCAGAUUUUUAUAACGCCAUAAAUGUAUAUAUCGGACGUGAAAUGGUAUUUGAAUUAUUUCCACUCCGCGGCCGUAACGUGUGUCGCAAAAUCGGUAACUGUCGUAAUAAUUUAGUGGAGUUUCAUGUUUUGUGCUACAUCAGUCACGCUUCCGCGGCGUAACAGCUGUCACAAGAAAAUAUGGCCGCUCGUUACAUACCAUUUCCAUAAAACCGUUGCAUCGGCCGUUUACCUCGCUCAGUGGUGCAAUUGACGCGGUUUUGCAAGCGUUUUUGUUCCACCGCCCGUUUCUUAAUGAUUCCGAGCGCUUAAUUGCGACGACCUGGGUGACAACGAAUGAUUCAGUCCAAAUUGUUUAUAUAAUUUAAUUACGUAGAAAACAUAAUGAUCACGAGGGAAACACGAUAUAAAUUAGUUCUCUCGAAAGGGAGAAAGGAGGAGGGGAAGACGACCGACCGCAUACACACACACACACACGUACGUACGCAGUGUAUGUUGUUAAUUAGUUAAAUAUUGGCGUUCGACAUUUAUACCUUGGCUAUAUUUUCGCUGGUUAUUCUAAUUGUAAUGCAAUUCUGUUAUAAACAUGUUAUUGACGUCAGUCAUUGUAUCUGACAAUUGUGCAGCGCGAUACGAAUUGGAAAUCCGUCCCCAUGAUAAUACCCGACG